Messenger RNA from Dentiscutata erythropus, 770 nucleotides. The record is from the annotation of a GenBank genome assembly. Lineage: Eukaryota; Fungi; Glomeromycota; Glomeromycetes; Diversisporales; Gigasporaceae.
AAUUUCUUGAAAACCUUACUGAUGAUAGAAAGCGGAAUCAAGGUCGACGACGUCUUCGGGAUGGCUUUAAAUUUAGCAGUGAACAGGUGAGUAUAUUGAUACCCAACCAGAGAAGUGGUAAAACUAAAACUAUAAAUCUUGCAACUUCCGAUAGAUAUCAAGAUCCUAUUUCAAUCCCGCAAGGAUUAAAGGAAGAAACUAUUGGAGAGAUGGCGCAUCGAUUUUUACAGAACAAGCUUAGUAUUAGGGAUAUAAGAGCUGAAGCUUAUGCCUUAGCCUUAUCGGCAUUAAAUGCUAAUGCUGGUUCUUCUAGGUUAUCACGACUCAGAAGAGAAUUAAGAAAUCUUGGUGCUUCAUUCCAGAUAAUCGAAGCCACAAAAUUCCCCGAUAUUACAAAAGAUGCUAACGAAAUUCAGAAGAAUCGACGAAUAUUUGUUGAGGAGUUUGAGAGAAUUGAUUAUCCAGACCACUUUACGUUAGAAUCGGUGAAAGAAAGAUUGGACAGUUAUGAUACAUCUACUUUGCCCGACUUACAAGCUCUCGCAGAUGUUAUGAUAAUGCUUUGUAUCCGCCCUGCUGAACUUACAUCUUUACGCAUUACAGAUGCUGGAGUGAUAGGCUAUGCAAAGAACCAAAGUCAGAUGGAUACUCCUCGAAAAUUAAGAUCUAUGGAGAAGAAUCAAGAACGAGCCAAAGAAUUACUAACCUGGAUACAAAAUGCUAUAUCUUCUGGUCGAAUAGGUGAUCCAGGGGCUGUAUAUGCUGUGGUG